Molecule: messenger RNA, 2575 nt
Organism: Suricata suricatta (meerkat)
Lineage: Eukaryota; Metazoa; Chordata; Mammalia; Carnivora; Herpestidae
Gene: ENTPD2
Product: ectonucleoside triphosphate diphosphohydrolase 2
Exons: 14
Coding region: 1-2169 (722 amino acids)
Biological process (GO): nucleoside diphosphate catabolic process
Cellular component (GO): plasma membrane
Molecular function (GO): GDP phosphatase activity; UDP phosphatase activity
Source: RefSeq, a predicted model, not a curated record
AUGGCGCCCUCACGGGGCUGUGCCGGAGCACCCGCGUGCCUGUCGCCCGGAGUGUCCUCCCAGCACUGCAGCGAGGGCAGUGUGACACCCAAGGGAAGCGAGUGUGAGGGAGGCACGGGCCUAGAAGCCGGGGCCAGGGCGAGGCCGCUGGUGAGCGGCGGGAAUCCUGCGGGAGAGGCGGCGGGCCGCCCGGCGCGGCGGGCACUGCGGGCACUGCGGGCACUGCGGACUCUUGCCCCAGGGCCUCCUCGCGGGCGCCGGGGCCGGUUCCCGGUGCUGCAGCGCCCCCUCCUGGCUGCGCAGCGAGGAAGCUGCCCAGAGAAACGCGUGCAAAUGCAAAGGAACAGCCUGGAGCUAGAGACCCCCAAGUGCUCGUGCUCACGGAUGACGUGCAGCCUUCCGGGCGCCAGGAAGCGGCGCGGCCACCGCAUGAUUGCCCCUCCUGCUCUUCUGUGCGUCUGCUAUGCCUCGCCAGGCAAUACAGCCUUUUCCCCUUCCCAGGGGCCCUCUGGCCUCCGCUACCCUGGCCCCAUCCUCUCGUGGCUGGUGGAUCUCGGUCCAAGGACCAACCAGAACAUCGGGGAGUCCUGCCUGGGCUCAGUGCGCUACCUGCCGUGUCACCUAGGGCUCGGGCAGCACCACCGGCUGGGGGGCCGCCACUGCGUGGUGGGACUGGCAGGGACCCAGCUGGGAACCCAUGCGGUUCCCGUGGCUAGUGGUUCCAGUCUUGCCACAGGGUGGGGCAGGGUGGAGACUGGGGGAGCCAGGGCGCAUGGCCUCACUUGCCCCCACUCCCAGUAUGGCAUCGUCCUGGACGCUGGCUCUUCGCACACAUCCAUGUUCAUCUACAAGUGGCCUGCAGACAAGGAGAAUGACACGGGCAUCGUGGGCCAACACAGCUCCUGCAACGUACGCGGAGGGGGCAUCUCCAGCUAUGCAGACGACCCUUCCAGCGCUGGCCAGAGUCUUGUUGAAUGCCUGGACCAGGCGCUGCGGGACGUGCCCAAGGAGAGCCAUGCGGGCACGCCCCUCUACCUGGGAGCCACAGCAGGCAUGCGCCUGCUCAACCUGGCCAGCCCUGCGGCCUCAGCCAAUGUGCUCGCGGCCGUGACCCGGACGCUGACCCAGUAUCCCUUUGAUUUCCGUGGUGCCCACAUCCUCUCGGGCCAGGACGAGGGGGCGUUCGGUUGGGUGACAGCCAACUACCUGCUGGAGAAUUUCAUCAAGUAUGGCUGGGUGGGCCGGUGGUUCCGGCCAAGGAAGGGGACGCUGGGGGCCAUGGACCUGGGGGGCGCCUCCACACAGAUCACCUUCGAGACGGCCAGCCCCGCUGAGGACCCAGCCAACGAGGUCCGGCUGCAGCUCUACGGCCAGCACUACCGAGUCUACACGCACAGCUUCCUCUGCUAUGGCCGCGACCAGGUCCUCCGGAGGCUGCUGGCUGCUGCGCUCCAGACCCACAGCUUCCACCCUUGCUGGCCAAGGGGCUAUUCUACCCACGUGCUACCUCAGGACGUGUACAACUCCCCGUGCACCGCAGCCCAGCGGCCCCCGACCUUCAACAGCAGCAGCAGGGUCAACCUGGCGGGGAGCAGUGACCCUGCCCUCUGCCGUGGCCUCGUCUCAGGACUCUUCAAUGUCUCCUCCUGCCACUUCUCCCGAUGCUCCCUUAACGGCGUCUACCAGCCCCCAGUGGCUGGGAACUUCGUCGCCUUCUCUGCUUUCUUCUACACCGUGCACUUCCUGAGGUCUGUGAUGGGGCUUCCGGUGACAACGCUGCAGCAGCUGGAGGCCGCUGUGGUCACUGUCUGCAGCCAGACAUGGAGUCAGCUGCAGGCCAGGGCGCCCGGGGAGCAGGCCCACCUGCCCGACUACUGCGCGGGGGCCAUGUUCGUGCAGCAGCUGCUGAGCCGGGGCUACGGCUUCGACGAGCGCGCCUUCGGAGGGGUGACCUUCCAGAGGAAGGCCGGCGACACCACGGUGGGCUGGGCGCUCGGCUACAUGCUCAACCUGACCAACCUGAUCCCCGCUGAGCCGCCGGAGCUGCGCAAGGGCACAGACUUCGGGUCCUGGGUGGCGCUUCUCCUGCUCUUCGCCGCCAUGCUUCUGGCCGCCGUGGUCCUGCUGCUGCGCCGGGCGCGCUCGGCCGGAGCGGCGAGCGCCAUCUAGCGGCGUGCCUGCUCCCGGCUCCCCGCCCCCCGCCCGGUCCCACCCGCGACACCUCCGGCCCCAACGCGCUGCCCCGGCCGAGACGGGGUCGCUGGCGCCCGCGCCCGUGGGAGGCAAGAACGGGCGAAGGGAGCCGAAUCCAGCCCCUGCCUGCCCGCUGCAGCCUCCUCCGGCCUCCAAGCUCUCCUGCUCCUCCCCCCUUUCCUGGGGGUGGGGGAUUCAGAGGAUAUCCCCCCGAGUCCUGGGCCGGUGACUUCUGGACUGCGUGUCUAGGGUCCCCCACCCCGCCCUUGGAAGUGUGGGUCUGCACCGGGGCCCGUCAGAGCCCACAGGCUGGGAACACAGCACCUACUUGUGUCAAUUUUGUAAUAAAAGCUUCUUCCUUCCUAGGGCAGCGGAGAGAAUG